AAAAAUAAAUUUGAUGACGUUAAUCAUUGUGUCAGUAUUUUUUUAAAAAUCAUUUUAAUCAUGCUAAAAUAAUAACAAUGAAAUCAAGAUAUGAAAAGUGGGGGAAUAAAUGUCGUUCAUAUAGAAACAUAAUUUGACAUUAACAAAGUUUAUAAAUAAAUUAAUUAUCAUCUAAAAUGUGGUCAAUAUUUUCAAGAGAUCCAGCAAGAGAUUUUCCAUUUGAAAUAAUAAAUGACGUUGAUGAAUUUAAAGGUACCACUUUUUGGAAACUUUGUAAAGGAAAAAAAAAGGGUACUGGUGAGGAAGUGUCAAUUUUUGUUCAUGACACAUCACACGGUCAGGCACAAUUUGAAACUGCUAAAAAUUCAUUAAAAAGAUUAAAAACACUUAGACAUCCAAGUAUCCUAACAUAUGUUGACAGUGUUGAGACUGAUAAAAUUAUUUAUUUAGCAACUGAAAAAGUUGAACCACUGUCUGUACGUCUUAAUAAAAAAACUGACUUUGCUGAAGGUUCAAAAAAAGAAUUAUAUUUUUCCUGGGGAAUAUUCCAAAUAACAAGAGCAUUAAGUUUUUUAAACAAUGAUGGUAAUUUACGUCAUAAUAGUGUUAAUAUACAUUCAGUAUUUGUCAAUGAAGAGAGUGGUGAAUGGAAAUUGGGUUUUGUUGAUUACAUGACAACAAUUGAUGCACCUUACAGUACUCUACGACAUGAUAUGCAACGUUAUUGUCCACCAGAAGCUCAUGGAAAUGUAAAACCAGCAACAAAAUGUUCAAUUGACAUGUGGGGUCUUGGUUGUCUUAUCUGGGAAACAUUUAAUAAAAAAUCUCUUGAACAACAAUCGAAUUUAAAAACAACUGAUCAGAUACCAAAACAAUUAUUACAAGUUUACAAAGAAUUAACAUCAAUAAAACCAGAAAAUCGUCCAAAUCCAGCAGAUGUUAUUGCACGUUGUCGUAGUAAUGGUGGAUUUUUUAAAACAAAUUUAGUUGAUGCAUUAUUAUUUCUUGAAGAAAUACAAAUGAAAGAAAAAAAUGAAAAAUCAAAAUUUUUUUCACAACUAGCUGGUCAACUUGAUAGUUUUCCAGAUGGUGUUGGUAGAUUUAAAAUAUUACCACAAUUAUUAGCUGCAUUUGAAUUUGGUGAUGCUGGAUGUGCUGUAUUACCACCACUAUUACAACUUGGUAAUAAAUUACCAGAUGUUGAUUAUCAAAAACGUGUUGUACCAUGUGUUGUUAAAUUAUUUGCAUCAAAUGACAGAGCAACUAGAUUAAGAUUACUUCAACAACUUGAUAGAUUUGUUAAUCAUUUACAACCAGGAACUGUUAAUGAUGCUAUUUUUCCUCAAGUUGCAAGAGGUUUUUUAGAUACAAAUCCAGCAGUUAGAGAACAAACAAUUAAAUCAAUUGUUAAUUUAGCACCAAAGUUAGAUUAUAAUAAUCUUAAUGUUGAAACAUUACGUUAUUUUGCAAAAUUACAAUCAACUGAUGAACAAGGUGGUAUAAGAACAAAUACAACCGUUUGUCUUGGUAAAAUUGCUCAACAUCUUCAUCCUCAAAUACGUCAAAAGGUACUUACUGGUGCAUUUAUAAGAGGUACAAGAGAUCCAUUUCCACCAGCUCGAAGUGCAAGUGUAUCAGCACUUGCAAUAACACAACAAUAUUAUUUACUUCAAGAAGUAUCAAAUCGUAUACUUCCAUCAUUGUGUCCAUUAACAACUGAUCCAGAUAAAACAGUUAGAGAUAAUGCAUUUCGUACAAUACGUGGUUUUCUAUCAAAAUUAGAAAGAGUUUCUGAAGAUCCUGGUCUUCGUGAAACAAUGGAGGCUGAUGUCAAUACAGCAACACCAAGUUUAAGCAAUGCUGCAGCAACAUGGGCUGGUUGGGCUGUUACAACAAUGACUGCUAAAUUUUAUAGAAGUCAAUCAGAUACACCAAAAACAUCAAAUCCAGAUGGUGGUAGAAUAUUACUCAACAAACCAGCAUCACUAGAACAAGCAAGUAGUUCACAAAGCAGUGCAAGCACAACAGCAACAACAAGUAGUGCAACUAGUAUGGCAUCAUUGGAUCAUGAUCAUGAACAUGAUUCACAAAAUGCUAGUAAUGCACAUUCAGAAUGUGAUUGGGACUGGGAAGCUGAUAAUUGGGGUGACAUGGAUCAACAAACAACAUCAAUAUUAGUGCCCAUUGUUCAACCAUUACCAACAGUAGCACCAAAAUCAAAUGAUCAUUGGACAAGUCUAGAAGAAGAACCAGAAGAAGAAACUACUGACAAAAAUGAUGCUUCAGAAUCAGGAUGGGAUGAUCAAGACUUCCAAGUUUUUGAUAACUAUCGACCAACAAAUAAUUCAGAUAUAAAUAAAUUCGAAGACGCCAAAAAAAAACGUGAAGAGAAAAAAUUAGCAAGACAAAUUCAAAUGGAAGCUAAAAGAGCUUCAAAAUUGAAAAUAAAUAUACCAGCUAAAAAAAUAUAAUUUAAAUAAAUUUUAACGUAAUUUUUUUUUUUUUUUUUAUUAACUUAAUCAGUAAUUUAACUGUAUUAUAAAACUAUAAAUCUUAUAAUAAUAUUAUUAAUAAUAAUAAAAAUACAAUUUACAUGUA
Molecule: messenger RNA, 2598 nt
Organism: Aphidius gifuensis
Lineage: Eukaryota; Metazoa; Arthropoda; Insecta; Hymenoptera; Braconidae
Gene: yata
Product: N-terminal kinase-like protein
Exons: 11
Coding region: 177-2471 (764 amino acids)
Biological process (GO): protein phosphorylation
Molecular function (GO): ATP binding; protein kinase activity
Source: RefSeq, a predicted model, not a curated record